This is a messenger RNA of Raphanus sativus (radish), 1537 nucleotides long. RefSeq names its product sugar transport protein 2-like. Gene Ontology annotation, cellular component: membrane. Gene Ontology annotation, biological process: monosaccharide transmembrane transport. The record is from RefSeq and is a predicted model, not a curated record. Gene Ontology annotation, molecular function: monosaccharide transmembrane transporter activity. The coding region runs from base 1 to 1530 and encodes 509 amino acids. The transcript is spliced from 5 exons. Lineage: Eukaryota; Viridiplantae; Streptophyta; Magnoliopsida; Brassicales; Brassicaceae.
AUGUGGAUAACUGAUAGAAAAAGAGAGAUAACAGUGGUUAUGGGUGUCAUGAAUAUUGAAGAAGGCGCUUCUUUUCCUGCAAAGACGACUUUUCAAGUCGUCAUGUGCAGUAUCAUUGCUGCUGUUGGUGGUCUCAUGUUUGGUUAUGACAUAGGAAUCUCAGGAGGUGUGACGAGCAUGGACACUUUUUUGAUAAAGUUUUUCCAUCACGUGUACGAGAAGAAACACAGAGUACACGAAAACAACUACUGCAAAUUCGAUGACCAGCUUUUGCAGUUGUUCACUUCUUCUCUCUACUUAGCUGGUAUCUUCGCCAGUUUAACCGCUUCAUACUUAUCGAGGAGGUUCGGAAGAAAACCUAUAAUCAUGUCAGCCUCCGCCUUCUUCCUCUGCGGUGCUAUCCUCAACUUCUUUGCCCAAGAACUCGGCAUGUUGAUCGGUGGUCGUAUCCUCCUUGGCUGCGGCAUUGGUUUUGGUAACCAGACCGUUCCAUUGUUCAUCUCAGAGAUUGCACCGGCUAGAAUCAGAGGACGACUAAACCUCAUGUUCCAGUUUCUAAUCACCAUCGGAAUCCUAGGAGCAAGCUACGUGAACUUCUUAACGUCCACGAUGAAAGACGGCUGGAGAUACUCUCUCGGUGGUGCAGCUGUUCCGGCCCUAAUCCUCUUGAUAGGAUCCUUCUUCAUCCACGAGACACCAGCCAGCCUCAUAGAGCGAGGUAAAGACGAAGAAGGGAAGAGAGUCCUGAGGAAGAUCAGAGGACUCGCAGACAUUGAGCUCGAGUUCAAUGACAUCAAACGCGCCACGGAGGUUUCGAACAGAGUGAAAAGCCCUUUCAAAGAACUCUUCACCAACCUCGAGAACAGGCCGCCGCUUGUGUGCGGAACGCUGCUUCAGUUCUUCCAGCAGUUCACUGGAAUCAAUGUGGUUAUGUUCUACGCUCCUGUCUUGUUCCAGACCAUGGGGAGCGGUAACAACGCUUCUCUGAUCUCUACCGUUGUUACAAACGGUGUGAACGCUGUCGCUACGAUCAUAGCCGUUGCCAUGGUUGAUAGACUCGGUAGGAAGUUCUUUUUGGUUGAAGGAGCUACUCAAAUGACCGCUACACAGAUAUCUAUUGGAGCCCUUCUCUUACAACACUUGCACUUAGUCGGACCUAUUACGAGUCGCGCCGUGCCACUUAUUGUACUGAUACUCAUCUGCGUCUACGUGUCCGGAUUCGCUUGGUCUUGGGGACCAUUGGGAUGGCUUGUUCCGUCUGAGAUCUACCCUCUUGAAGUGAGAAAUGCAGGUUACUUCUGCGCAGUGGCGAUGAACAUGGUUUGCACAUUCGUUAUCGGACAGUUCUUCUUGUCGGCGCUAUGCAGAUUCAGAUCAGCCUUGUUCUUCUUCUUUGCAGCCAUGAACGUGAUCAUGGGACUAUUUGUCAUCUUCUUUCUUCCAGAGACUAAAGGUGUUCCUAUUGAGGACAUGGCUGAACAGCGUUGGAAGAAGCAUUGGCAUUGGAGGAAGUAUUUUAAGCAGAACUGAUUUUUUU